AAAUUUUAGGCAUGGCAUUUACUGGCUUUUUAUUAUUUUUAUUGUAAACUGCUAUUGCUUAAAAUUCAUUAAGGGAUCACUACGUGAGCAAGAAAAGCUUCUGCUUUCUUCAAAGACGCUUUACGUUGGUAAUCUUUCUUACUACACUACUGAAGAGCAGACAUAUGAGUUGUUCAGUCGCGCUGGCGAUAUUAAAAGAAUUAUCAUGGGUAUUGACCGCUUUAAAAAGACGCCAUGUGGAUUUUGUUUUGUUGAAUAUUAUCAGCGCGAAGAUGCAGAAGACGCAAUGAGAUGUAUAAAUGGCACGCGAUUAGAUGAUCGAAUAAUUCGAACUGAUUGGGAUGCAGGAUUUGUGGAAGGUAGGCAGUAUGGACGUGGAAAACAUGGAGGACAGGUUAGGGAUGAAUACCGCAAAGAUUAUGAUCCUGGUAGGGGAGGAUGGAACAGAGUCAUUGCUACGAAAAGAGAUUCAGGUCAACACUGA
Thelazia callipaeda (thelaziosis nematode) is the source of this 484-nucleotide messenger RNA. The record is from the annotation of a GenBank genome assembly. Lineage: Eukaryota; Metazoa; Nematoda; Chromadorea; Rhabditida; Thelaziidae.